AUGGUGGAAAGUGAGAAACCAGCAGAGAAUGGGAAAUGGUUCAAGUUUUCCCGGAACAAGUAUUUCGUCUUUAUUCUGGUAUUUGCAGGUGUGUUCCUGAUUUACAACAGAAAUACAAUGAUACCAGACGGAAACCCAAAAAAAUGGAUGCAAAAUCAAUCAGCAAAUUUACUGAAUUUCUUCAGUGGUCAGAGACUAAACAUAUCCUCUCUAAACACUACAACUAAUGACAACUCCACUACUCAAAAUACAACUGUACCACCAACACCUGUUCCUUACGUGUCUCCUGGACCAUAUUUAGUUGAAUACCCCUAUGACUACCAGUACAUCAUAAAUGAGCCACAGAAAUGUGAACAGGAGAAGCCUUUUGUGGUUCUGAUUGUUCCUGUGGCCCCAAACAAUAGGCAACACCGUGACAUCAUCCGCAAAACCUGGGGGAGUGAAAGUCUUGUCCUGGACAAAGUGGUGAGGCUGUUCUUUUUACUGGGGCUCCACACCGGGGUGGAGGUGGAGCAGGUCCAACAGCAGGUACAUCAGGAGAGCAAAGAGCAUCACGACCUGAUCCAGAGCAACUUUGUGGACUGCUACAAGAAUCUCACCAUUAAGACCAUGGUGAUGCUGGAGUGGCUAACUGCACACUGCUCCAGCGCCUCUUAUGCUAUGAAGACUGAUUCAGACAUGUUUCUGAAUGUACAUAAUCUUGUCAGUAUGCUCUUAAAUGCUCAAAAAUCAAACUAUAUGACUGGGCUUGUGGCAAGUGGCGCUACAGUACUGCGAAAUCCAAGCUCUAAGUGGUAUCUACCUCAUGACAUUUAUGCUCCGCCACAGUACCCCCGUUAUGCUCUGGGCCUGGGCUACAUUUUGUCUUUAGACCUCCCAAAAAAGCUCACUGAGGCAUCCAGACAUGUUAAAGCAGUUUACAUUGAGGAUGUGUAUUUAGGGUUGUUAAUGCAGCACCUGGGCAUUCCUCCCACUGACCCCCCAAACUGGGGUUACUUCUAUGUAUUUCCUUUGCCAUAUAAUCGCUGUGCCUUCUCCAGGAUAGUAGCCACCACAAGUUAUCCACACACUAACCGUGAGCAGAUUUGGAAUGACUUUAAAAAACCAGGCCCGUACUGCUAA
Molecule: messenger RNA, 1122 nt
Organism: Pelmatolapia mariae (spotted tilapia)
Lineage: Eukaryota; Metazoa; Chordata; Actinopteri; Cichliformes; Cichlidae
Product: beta-1,3-galactosyltransferase 1-like
Exons: 1
Coding region: 1-1122 (373 amino acids)
Cellular component (GO): Golgi membrane
Molecular function (GO): N-acetyl-beta-D-glucosaminide beta-(1,3)-galactosyltransferase activity
Source: RefSeq, a predicted model, not a curated record